AUGAAUACUAUCGUGACUGUAUCACCACAUUACCAAUUUCGUCCUGCGGAUGGAUUUUCAGAUGCUUCGAAGACGUGCAACAUAACUGGCCUGUGGUGCCUCCAUCUGCACGCCAGCCAGCUGACAACCCUGAAGCCCCACUGGGAGGAGAACCGGGCUGGUCUGGUCUGCGAGUGCCUGCCCUCGUGCGAUGAGACCGAGAUUACUGUCAUCAAGGACGUCGUCACACCAGCUUCGUAA
Leptosia nina is the source of this 240-nucleotide messenger RNA. NCBI's taxonomy places the organism in Eukaryota, Metazoa, Arthropoda, Insecta, Lepidoptera, Pieridae. The record is from the annotation of a GenBank genome assembly.